UCUCUCUCUCUCUUUCUCUAUACUCCAAAGUCUCAAUUUCUUGAUUAAUCCACAAUUUCUUGAUUAAUCCAACAACACUAGUUUUAAUAAUUAGACUCCAUUUAGUAAUCAUUAAUCUUACGAUGGGAAGAUCACCAUGUCUGGAGAAAAAAAUCGGGCUCAAGAAAGGUCCAUGGACUCCAGAGGAAGAUCAAAAGCUCAUUGAUUAUAUCAAGAAACAUGGUUAUGGAAACUGGAGAACUCUUCCCAAGAAUGCUGGGUUAGAGAGAUGUGGUAAAAGUUGUCGGCUCCGGUGGACUAAUUAUCUCCGACCAGAUAUAAAACGAGGAAGGUUCUCCUUUGAAGAAGAAGAAACCAUUAUUCAACUUCACAGCAUCAUGGGAAACAAGUGGUCUGCAAUUGCGGCUAGAUUGCCAGGAAGAACAGACAACGAAAUCAAAAACUAUUGGAACACUCACAUCAGAAAAAGACUUCUAAAGCUGGGAAUCGAUCCGGUAACACAUAGUCCACGUCUUGAUCUUCUUGAUAUCACCUCCAUUCUCAACUCAUCUGUCUACAGCUCUUCUCAUCAUCAUCAAGAAAACAUGUUGAGGCUCAUGAUGGGUGAUGGGAAUCAUCAUCAGCCAUUAAUUAACCCCGAGAUACUCAAACUCGCAACGUCUCUGUUUUCAAAUUCUCAACAUCGCCACCAAAACCAGAACAACUCCACCACAUACGAGUUUAACACGGUUAACAAAACCGAAGUAAACCAAGACCAAACCGGUUACAAUAUGAUUGGUAAUCAAGUAUUACAAUCUUGUUUCCCUAGCAUGGAUCAAUUCACAGAGUUCCAAGACCUCAUGCCAGUGACUACAGUCCAAGAUUUAAUGCCUUUGUUCCCAUUGAACCAGGAAGAUGUUUAUUCGACAUCUAACUUUUCUCUGGAACCUUUUUACUCGGACUUUGCUUCGGUGUUGACCACACCCUCUUCGAGCCCGACUUCACUAGACUCAAGUUCUACAACUUACAUCAAUAGUAGCACUUGCAGCACUGAGGAUGAAAAAGAGAGUCAUUGCAAUAAUUUCAUUAGUGCUUCUGAAAGGUGUCCUGAAUAUUCGUUUGAUGUUAAUGGUUUUCUGCAAUUCCAAGAAACAAAAGACCAUUGGGAUAUAGUUAUUUAAAUAAUACCAUUGUAUUCAAUAUAAUAGAUUUUAUUACAUAUGUAAGAUACUAUUUCUUAUUGUUUUAAACGUCUCAUUAUUUUGUACUAGUUUAAUAUGUUGUCAAAUCUAAAGGAACGUCCACCAA
Raphanus sativus (radish) is the source of this 1287-nucleotide messenger RNA. RefSeq names its product transcription factor MYB74. The record is from RefSeq and is a predicted model, not a curated record. The transcript is spliced from 3 exons. NCBI's taxonomy places the organism in Eukaryota, Viridiplantae, Streptophyta, Magnoliopsida, Brassicales, Brassicaceae. The coding region runs from base 123 to 1160 and encodes 345 amino acids.